AUUGUCGCUGACCCGGCUCAGCCUGUGCCUCCUUUUCCACCACUUCUUUUUUCCCUUUGCCGCCCGCUCUUCUCCUCGUUCAGAACGCCUUGCUUCCUACGUAUCUGUUGAUACCUACCCCUCACCAACCUCCCCGCCAGCUGAGCGCGCCCGAUAGGCACCCCCAAGCCUCACCUUCCGCCCCCCAAAACACGCCCGCCGCAGUCGUAUAACUGCACACCGGCUUGCCCAUCAUGAUGACCAACAUGCUCAACAAGCUGCACGGCCAGCCCGACAGCUAUGAUCGCAAAUCACGAUACCGCUUCGGAAAGACACUGGGCGCCGGAACGUACGGUAUUGUCAGGGAGGCCGACUGUCCCGAGGGCAAGGUCGCCGUCAAGAUUAUCCUCAAGAAGAAUGUCCGCGGAAACGAGCAGAUGGUCUACGACGAGCUGGAGAUGCUGCAGCGCAUGAAACACCCGCACAUUGUCAAGUUCCACGACUGGUUCGAGUCAAGGGACAAAUACUACAUUGUAACCCAAUUGGCAACUGGUGGAGAGCUCUUCGACCGCAUCUGUGAAAAGGGAAAGUUCACAGAAAAGGACGCAGCCGAGACGAUUCGACAGGUGCUCGACGCAGUCAACUAUCUUCAUGAGAACAAUGUGGUACACAGAGAUCUUAAGCCAGAGAACCUUCUCUAUCUCACACGCGACGAGAACUCUUCACUUGUACUUGCUGAUUUCGGUAUCGCCAAGAUGCUCGACUCCAAGACCGAAGUCCUAACCACCAUGGCUGGCUCAUUCGGAUACGCUGCUCCUGAGGUGAUGCUCAAGAAGGGCCACGGAAAGCCCGUCGACAUGUGGUCUAUGGGAGUCAUCACAUACACACUGCUCUGCGGAUAUUCACCAUUCCGAUCAGAGAACCUUGCGGAUUUGAUUGAGGAAUGCAAGAAUGGCCGCGUCAUUUUCCACGAGCGCUACUGGAAGGAAGUCAGCCCAGAGGCCAAGGAGUUUAUCAAGAAUCUACUGGAGCCCGACCCAGCCAAGCGACCGACAAGCGAAGCUGCCCUCAAGCACGUAUGGCUCAGUGGAAAAACCGCCACGGAUCACAACUUGGUGCCAGAGAUCAAGGCAUACGCGGCAAAGGCUCGCCUCAGGCGCGGUAUCGAAUUGGUCAAGCUUGCAAACCGCAUUGAAGCGCUCAAGAUGCAGGAAGACGAGGAGGAAGACGUGCCUGGCGAGGCUGACGUGCCUGCCAAUGCGCGCGAGGCUGCAGGCGAAGCCCUUUCUGGACAUUCAGACAAGAGCUCGGAGAGCAAGGAGACGUCGGGCACAGGCAAGGGGCCUGGGCGUCUGAGCAGAAUUGCAAAGGGAGCCAUCUUCCGAGAAGUUGUGCUUGCCAAGGUGCGCGAGAUGAAGGAGCAGGAGGCGCGAGCAGAGUUUGAGAAGAACGCAACAUCAGAAAAGGCAGCAAGCAAGUAAAGGGGCGUGUCGGGCAGUCUUUUUCCUUGUUGCUGAGGUGUUGUCACAAACACGAUGGAUGGGUUUGCUGCGGUAUUAGCGGAGGGUCUCAUUGUUCCAUGUAUACCCCUGAGAGACAGCAGCCAGGACACCGCGCCUAGUAGCUCUUGAAUGGUGAUAUCAGUGUUUGUAGUUUCAAAUUGGGGGGGACAGUGUAUGUGUAGUGAUUGCUUUUAUUGG
Messenger RNA from Bipolaris maydis ATCC 48331, 1679 nucleotides. NCBI's taxonomy places the organism in Eukaryota, Fungi, Ascomycota, Dothideomycetes, Pleosporales, Pleosporaceae. The record is from RefSeq and is a predicted model, not a curated record.